AUGGCCUCUAAUGAUGGAAGCCCCUCAUCUGGAUUGUAUCCAGGAGAAAUUUUGGACACAAUUGCCGGGUUCCCCACAAUUUAUCAUUACCAACCGGCACUAAAUCCCACAAUCGAGAAACCUUUGAUUGUCUGUGUUACAGGUGGUCUCCAUCUAGCACGAAUUUUCUACGGUGGUCAUGAUGGAUAUAAUCCCAAGGACUUUCUGUCCCAUCGACUCGCCGAGCUUGGGUUCGGAGUUCUGUCGUUAUCCUAUCCCACGGAAACAACUCCACCAAUAAUGCCAUUGACAGGGGCAGCUUUCCGACUUUACGACUGGGGCCUACAAGCUGCUGAAACUGUCAAGCGUGUGAUAGAGCGAAAUGGGCUUUCUCGCUCCGUUGUCUUAAUCUCCUGGAGUAUGGGAGGCCGUAUGGUCGUCCCCUUCAACAUGUCAGCAAAGGAGCGCGGGAUAACUGUGGAACAAUACAUCGGCUUCGCAGCAACACCUGGUAUAUCAAGAAUUCGGCCAUUGCCCCCAGGCAUGGUCUGCAGUUCUGUAGGAUAUUUUCAUGUACCGUCUCACACUGGGGCAUUUUACCAACAAUUGAAGGAGAUGGCAGAGUACACCGGACAUGAGAUUAUUCCUCGAGAGAUAUACCUUCGAGAGUAUAUCGGCGGCACACCUAUAAACCUUGUCGGCAUGGGGCUGAAGUACGAUGGCCGAAGCUCGUUUAUCCGCGAUGAAGUUCCUCAUGAGCAGGACUCACAAGUUUUCAACAUAUCGAAUCUUCCGCUCAUAUCGUCCAUUUACCCCACGAGUAUCCUUGAUGCAAGACAUGCAUUGUCCGAUAAAGCUACCUGGGGAUUCCUUUUAACCUACGCCAUCGAAGUGAGACUUUCCGGGACAGCACUUUUAAAGACGCAAGAUCAACCCAAGUGGCAGAGCUUGAUGAAUCUUGUGCAUGAAGCUCCUAAUAGACUAUCCGCUCCUGUCGGGGGCAAUCAUUUCUUCUUUGCAGGAGAAAAGGGGGCUCAAGAAACGGCUGAUCAAAUCGAAAGACUUUUGCAAGAAAGAAAGUCUAUUGAAAAUGAGAUCUCGGAUCUCGGGUCCUAG
Molecule: messenger RNA, 1095 nt
Organism: Penicillium angulare
Lineage: Eukaryota; Fungi; Ascomycota; Eurotiomycetes; Eurotiales; Aspergillaceae
Exons: 1
Coding region: 1-1095 (364 amino acids)
Source: RefSeq, a predicted model, not a curated record